This is a messenger RNA of Drosophila bipectinata, 2848 nucleotides long. RefSeq names its product DNA repair and recombination protein RAD54-like okr (gene okr). The record is from RefSeq and is a predicted model, not a curated record. Gene Ontology annotation, biological process: double-strand break repair via synthesis-dependent strand annealing; reciprocal meiotic recombination. Gene Ontology annotation, cellular component: nucleus. Gene Ontology annotation, molecular function: hydrolase activity, acting on acid anhydrides; ATP binding; DNA translocase activity. Lineage: Eukaryota; Metazoa; Arthropoda; Insecta; Diptera; Drosophilidae.
CCAAGCGUAUUUCUUAUCAACGCCGCAGUUUUCAGUUUAUUUUUAUUUUAUCACAAAAUAACCACUUGCGCGGAGUCCGGCAGUGUGACCUAAUCCCCCGAGUUGCUUUCGAUAUAUCGAUAUAUAUCGGCGAUUGUUCCCAUUCAAAGAACUGUUCGCGCUACCGCCACAAAAUUGUAAAAAUGAGGCGCAGCUUGGCGCCCAGCCAAAGGAUCGGACAACCUGCCGCGUCGCGCAACGCUUUUACCCCGCCACUACUCCAGAAGAAGAACAAACGGGCCUGUCAGAAGGAUCUGCGACUGGACACAGAUACGGAUGCGGACGAGGAGAGCAAGCGGUUCGGGCUUCGCGAUGCCACCAACUCAGACAUUCCCCUGCCCAUUCGGUUCACGGCAAACAGUCCCUACGAGCUAGCCAUCGCCCAGGUGCUGGCCAGAAAGUUCAAGGUUCCCAUUGACAACUAUGUGCCCGAUUACGGAGGAAAUCGCUGCCUGGGCGUACGCCGCCAAGUCGUCCGGCGCCCUCUUCACGAUCCGCAGGCCUGCAACGCCCUGGUACUCUUCCAACCUCCCAACUACACAGAGCACCAGCGGAUGUCCAUGGACCCGAGCAAGGUGCUCGUCCACGUUGUGGUGGAUCCGUUGCUGAGCAACAUCCUGCGACCGCAUCAGCGCGAGGGCGUGCGCUUUAUGUAUGAAUGUGUGGAAGGCAGGAAGGGCGACUUCAACGGGUGCAUCAUGGCCGAUGAAAUGGGCUUGGGAAAGACUCUGCAGUGCGUGACGCUGGUUUGGACACUGUUGCGGCAGGGCCCCGAAAGUAAGCCGACCAUCAACAAGGCAAUAGUCGUGUCGCCCUCAUCCCUGGUGAAGAACUGGGAGAAGGAAUUCACAAAGUGGCUCCAAGGCCGGCUCCUCUGCCUGGCGAUGGAAGGUGGCACCAAAGAGAACACCAUACGCGCCUUAGAACAGUUUUCUAUGACCUCCGCCCGAUUAGGUACUCCCGUCCUGCUCAUCAGUUACGAAACAUUUCGUAUAUACGCCGAGAUCCUUUGCAAAUACGAGGUUGGUAUGGUGAUCUGCGACGAAGGCCACCGGCUGAAGAACAGCGACAAUCUCACCUACCAGGCUCUGAUGGGACUGAAAACGAAGCGGCGUGUUCUCCUGUCGGGAACACCCAUCCAGAACGAUCUCACGGAGUACUUCAGCCUGGUCAACUUUGUAAAUCCCGAAAUGUUGGGCUCGGCGGCUGAUUUCAAGCGUAACUUCGAGAACAGCAUUCUGAGGGGACAGAACGCAGACUCCACCGACGGGGAGCGGAAAAAGGCCAUCGAGAAAACCCAGGAGCUUAUCGGGCUGGUCGAUCAAUGCAUUAUCCGCCGCACAAAUCAGAUUCUCACCAAGUACCUGCCCAUUAAGUUCGAAAUGGUCAUUUGCGUCAAGCUCACCUCCAUUCAGCUCCAGCUCUACACAAAUUUCCUGAAUUCGGACCAGGUGCGACGCAGUCUAGCCGACUGCAACGAAAAGGCCUCGCUGACGGCAUUGGCGGACAUCACCACCUUGAAGAAGAUUUGCAGCCACCCAGAUCUUAUACACUCGAAGAUCGAAGCUAAGGAGAAAGGAUUUGAGAACUCACAGAAUGUGCUGCCUAGUAACUACAAGCCAAAAGAAAUCUGUCCUGAGUGGAGUGGCAAGUUCAUGUUGCUCGACUUCAUGCUGGCUGCUAUCAGAGCCGAUGGCAAUGACAAGGUCGUCCUCAUCUCCAACUACACACAGACACUGGACUUGUUUGAACAGCUAGCCAGAAAAAGAAAGUAUGGCUUUGUGCGACUAGAUGGAACCAUGUCUAUUAAAAAGCGCUCGAAAGUGGUGGACAAGUUCAAUGACCCGGAUUCAGAAUGCUUUCUCUUCAUGCUGAGCAGUAAGGCUGGUGGUUGCGGCUUGAAUCUGAUUGGAGCCAAUCGGCUGUUUAUGUUUGAUCCGGACUGGAAUCCAGCCAACGAUGAGCAAGCCAUGGCCAGAGUGUGGCGUGACGGACAAAAGAAGCCCUGCUACAUUUAUCGGCUAGUAGCGAGCGGCACUAUCGAGGAGAAGAUCCUACAAAGGCAGACCCAUAAAAAGUCAUUGUCCAGCACAAUCAUUGACAACAACGAGUCAUCCGAGAAGCAUUUCACCCGCGAUGAUCUGAAGGAUUUGUUCAGCUUUGAUCAAAAAAUCCUUUCCGACACGCAUGAGAAACUCAAGUGCAAACGUUGUGUCCAAAACAUCCAAACGAAGCCUCCCCCCGAAAGCACGGACUGCACAUCUCACUUGUCGCAAUGGUAUCACUGCUCCAACAAUCGCGGCCUGCCCGACAACAUUCUGGCCCAGGCUUGGACGGACAGCAAAUGCGUCUCCUUUGUUUUCCAUCACCGGUCGCAAGCCAAGGAGGUUGAGGAGAAUCCCGAAUCUACAACUACCGAAGCAGAUCCUGUGGAGGAGGAUCAACCAGUCUGUAAAAAGCGCCCAUCUACACCCCUCAGUGAUGACAGCGCCGAUGAAGAUUUCAUUGGAUUCUAAACAGUUUUCGGUUUAUUUUUUUUUUAUGAACCAGAUUUGCGUUAGCUCUGUAGGAAACUUGAGCUAUUGUCGUUGACUUUCAUUAAAAUUUAAACAAUACAUGUAACAUAUUCCAAGUGGAAUCAUUAGUGGAAUCUGGCAAGCAGCUAAUUGAACCAGAUUAUUCGUUUAUUCUCUUAAAUACUGAUUGAUUUCAGUUAAGUCACCAAUUGUUAAAGACUUUAGUGUAUGUAGAUUUCGAACGCAAUGAAAAAUUAUAUUCAGCAAAAAUAAAACACUAGGCAAUGCUUGGA